UGUCCGGUCCAAACAUGUCCGGUAUAGUGGGCUUCUAUUGUAUUGUGGAGUUAGUUGAGUUGAGCAUCAUCAAAUACACAUGGUAUUAUGAUCUUAUCAUGAUUCAAGUGAUUAUUUAAAGAUAUUUCAAGUCCUCGAUGUAUUCCACAAGAUCAUUUUGAACAUUACUCUUUUCUGCUCUUCUAUUCUCAGUUCAUAUCUCACAAACGAUAUUACAUCACGCAUCAUCAACAUCAUGCAAUCAUUCAAGACCAAAGUUGAAUCAGCGCUAGACGCUCGCAGCCUUCCUGGUGUCGUCACCGUCGCUAGCAACACAUCAGGUACAGUGUUUUGGGCUGCCAUACCAAAUGGCCAUAUUUUCAUAAGUAAUUUUACUGACAAUUGCAAUAGGUUCAUUUUCCUACACGGAAGCCCAUGGCCUCCAUUCAUUCAAGGCUGGAGCAUCCGCAGCCUUGAAAACCGAUGCCAUUUUUUGGAUCGCUUCCUGCACUAAACUGUUGACCUCAAUCUCUGCCUUGCAAUGUGUUUCGCGCGGUCAAUUGUCACUCGAUGAAGAUGUCUCAGGAAUUUUACCCGAGCUGAAAGAUUUGGAGAUUCUUGAGGGGUUUGAUGACAAUGGUGCUCCGAAAUUGGCAAAGGCGACGAAGUAUAUCACGCUUCGGUAGGUCACUUUAUAUAUGCCUUGUUCUCUAAAGCCUUCAUAGUUGUAUUGAAUAACUUGUAAUGGAUCUAACAUUCAUUUCUAGACAUCUUCUUACCCAUACUUCGGGUCUCGCAUACGAUGUCUUCACGCCCGAACUCAUGCGCUGGAGAGCCUCACGUGGAGAAACACCCAGUCUAUCCGGCGGUAGCAUAGCAUACCGCUACGGAACCCCUCUCAUGUUUGAACCCGGCUCCGCGUGGGCGUAUUCUAGUUCGUAAAGCCCUAACUCGCCACCAUACGCAAGAUUACUAACAAAAUCCAGCCGGACUCGAUUGGGCAGGGAAGAUGAUCGAACGAGUUAGUAACAUGUCGCUUGAAGAGUACAUGCAGAAACACAUCAUGGAGCCCCUGGGUAUCAACGAUUUCACUUUCCACAUUGAAAAUCAUCCUUCGCUUCUCUCACGCUUGGUUGACAUUACUGUUCGCGACGGAAUAGCAACAUCUAUCAAUCCUGCCGGAGCAAUAAUAAACUCUGAUGAUAAAAUAUGGGCGCAGGAUCAAGUUGAUGAUUGUGGUGGUGUGGGCGGAUACAUAAGCGCGCCAUCCUACCAGAAAAUUCUGCACAGCAUCACAAUUUCAGAGGGGAAACUUCUGGAUGCAGAUAUGUCUAAUGAGUUAUUUCGCGGACAAUUGACAGAUGCGCAGUUGCAAAUUGUACAUGGAGCCUUGCAGAUUGAUCAGGUUAAGAGGAUUAUGGCGCCUGGAUUGCCAAAGGAAACAAAGGUUGAUUAUGCGUUGGGGGGUAUGGUCAUGAGAGAGGAUAUGGAGGGACGCAGGAGAAAGGGGACGAUGCAUUGGGGUGGGCUUCCGCAUUUGGUGUGGUGGAUGGAUCGGGAAGCGGGGAUAUCUGGAGUUUAUGCCAGUCAGUUGUUUCCCCCUGGAGAUGGGCAGCUUGGGGAUAUGUUUGAGGCUUUUGAGAGGGCUGUUUAUGAGGAGGCUGCAAGCUUGUAAUUUUUGAGUUUGUUUGGUUUAGUGUAAUUUAUAUCUCCUUUGUUCGUACAUAGCUAUAGAAAUUUCCUCUUUGAAAUCGAGAUAUUUAAUCUGUCUUCAUUUCUUCUAUUCCUGGGCCAUAGUCAUUAGUAGUGAGUCACUACUAAUGACGGAUGGAGUUUGGAUUGAUAGUCUAACUGUUCUUGGCCUCGUUCAUAUUAUGAGAAAGUUGGAAUUAUAGACCAAAUACA
Sclerotinia trifoliorum is the source of this 1884-nucleotide messenger RNA. The record is from the annotation of a GenBank genome assembly. NCBI's taxonomy places the organism in Eukaryota, Fungi, Ascomycota, Leotiomycetes, Helotiales, Sclerotiniaceae.